AUGGCCGCCAACCCAGGAGAGGAUCCUACUACCCGCGCGGAGAUUGAGCAGCUUCGUGAUGCCGGAGAUCAUGCCGAACUACAGCUGCGCCUGCACAAAAGAAUCCAGUUUGGAACCGCUGGUCUUCGGGGUCGCAUGGCAGCCGGCUUCUCGUGCAUGAAUGCGUUGACGGUCAUUCAGGCGUCGCAGGGCUUGGCUAUGUACCUGAAGAACAAGCAUGGCGACAUUGCAUCCUACGGGGUCGUCAUUGGCCACGAUGCCCGCUACAAUUCCGCCAAGUUCGCUGCCUUGGCCGCAAACGCGUUCAUCGCACAGAGAAUCCCUGUCUGGUUCUACUCCGAGCCCUCGGUUACUCCAACGGUGCCUUUUGGUGUAACCCAGUUGCAUGCCGCCGCAGGCAUCAUGGUUACGGCAAGCCAUAAUCCAGCGCAAGAUAACGGUUGCUAUUUCAAAAACGGCGCCCAGAUCAACUCCCCCAUGGAUACGGAGAUCGCAAAGUCAAUUGAGGAGAACGCGGUGCCAUGGCCAAACGCGUGGAAAGACCCCCAGCCGGGAGAGUACCUGCGCGCGCAGGCCUACGACAAUCUCCUGCUGCAUUACAACACGGCCGUCUGGCAGUAUGCGACCUACACGGUCCGAGAAUGGAAGCAACCACAGCCCUUUGUGUACACCCCGCUGCACGGUGUUGGAGGUUUAGUAUUCCCCGGCCUAUGCCGUUCCGUUGGUAUCAAAGAUUUUACGGUUGUCCCAGAGCAGGAGCAUCCUGAUCCCGACUUCCCCACCGUCGCCUUUCCCAACCCCGAGGAGGCCGGAGCGCUGGAUCUUGCUAUGAAGACCGCAGAUAGGGAAGGCAAAAACCUGAUUGUGGCGCAUGAUCCCGACGCGGAUCGUUUUGCAGCUGCCGAAAAGGUCGACGGCUCGUGGUUUAUCUUCACCGGAAACCAUCUCGGCGUCCUCCUGGCAUCGCACCUUUUUGAUUCCCUCGAGACCAUCGACAGCGAUACCCGCAUUGCGGUGUUGAACUCCGCCGUUUCCACCAGCAUGUUGGAGAAGAUGGCUGUCGCGAAGGGCAUGCAUUACGAGGAAGCCCUCACUGGAUUCAAGUGGAUGGGCAACAUCGCUCGAAAGCUGGAAGAGCUGGGUUACUACGUCCCGUUCGCGUUCGAGGAAGCUCUCGGAUACAUGUUCCCGGAAGUGUGCUAUGACAAGGAUGGCAUUUCCGCCGCCAUGGUGUUCUUGCUCGCCGAGGCCAAGUGGAAGGCACAGGGUCUGACCCCUUAUAUGAAGCUCCAGCAGCUCUUCAAGGAACAUGGACAUCACGAGACCCUCAACACCUACCUUCGGUCGCCGGACGCCGAUAUCUCAAUGAGCCUGUUCCGAGCGAUCCGGGAGGGACCGUUUGGCGCCGGGAAGUCAUUCGGUUCCUUCAAGAUCUUGAGAUGGCGAGAUCUGACCGAGUUCUAUGACUCCGGAACGAAAGACCAUAAGCCGACCCUUCCGGCUGACAAGAGCAGCCAGAUGCUGACCCUGUGGCUGGAUCGGGGGGUGCGAUUCACUAUCCGUGCCUCAGGGACAGAGCCCAAGGUCAAGGUCUACAUUGAAAGCAGUGGAUCUUCGCGAGACCAAGCCGUGGCAGCCGUCCACGACACGUUCCUAACCGUCCUCAAAGAAUGGGUCCGACCGUUCGCUUCCCCCAUGACCUGGAACGAACAACAGACGACAUCCUCCGGCCAUGUCUUCAAGGUGGACUGAGCAGCACGUAAGAAGUAUUACCCUGCUGCAUUGAUUGGCGAGAGUGCUUGGAGCGAACUUUUGAUUCCAUGAAUGACCAUAGAACACAGGGGAUGGGGACCUCGACUCCACCCUGUGUUGUCAUUACAGCAAAGACUUGCAUGCAUGAAUACGACGCAAUGAACCCACCAUGACAUUUCCGGCCUGUAGCUUCGAUUAAGGCUGUAGUCGGCCAUGAACCAACCUGUCUCCUCUGCGGUAGGUCUAACAUCGAGCACGGAUUCGGUGGACGGUGUUGAGCCUUCUUUCACUGCCCGUAGGCCUGUGGUCGUGUUGAUCCUCGUCUUUGUUUGGGCCUUCGUGUAGAUUUUUUCAGUUUUUUUUUUUUUGGCUUCUUUCGAGCGCUUAUAAGAUGGUGAUC
Molecule: messenger RNA, 2152 nt
Organism: Aspergillus heteromorphus CBS 117.55
Lineage: Eukaryota; Fungi; Ascomycota; Eurotiomycetes; Eurotiales; Aspergillaceae
Product: phosphoribomutase PRM15
Exons: 8
Coding region: 1-1752 (583 amino acids)
Biological process (GO): carbohydrate metabolic process; purine ribonucleoside salvage
Molecular function (GO): magnesium ion binding; phosphopentomutase activity
Source: RefSeq, a predicted model, not a curated record